AUGUCGGCGUUUACGCGCACCCUGGCGCCAUUCUUGCGCGCCUCUCGCCACUCCCUCAGAUCCGGCAGCAUCGCCAACCCGUUACAAUUUGCUGUGCGACAGCAAAAUGUAGCCGCAGCCCUCAACAUCACCCGUUCAUACGCAGCCGUCUUCGAGAGGACGAAGCCUCACGUAAACGUUGGUACUAUUGGUCAUGUCGAUCACGGCAAGACUACCUUAUCUGCUGCUAUCACGAAGAGACAGGCUGAGAAGGGAUUGGCAAACUUCCUAGAAUAUGGCGCUAUUGACAAGGCGCCAGAGGAGAGGAAGCGUGGUAUUACCAUUUCUACUGCACACAUCGAAUACUCGACGGAUAACCGACAUUACUCUCACGUCGACUGUCCCGGUCACGCCGAUUACAUCAAGAACAUGAUUACUGGUGCCGCCAACAUGGACGGUGCUAUCAUUGUCGUAGCUGCUUCCGAUGGUCAAAUGCCCCAGACCAGAGAACAUCUUCUUCUCGCCCGUCAGGUUGGUGUCCAGAAGAUCGUCGUCUUCGUCAACAAGGUCGAUGCCAUUGAGGACCCCGAGAUGUUGGAACUGGUCGAGAUGGAGAUGCGUGAGCUGCUCACCCACUACGGCUUCGAAGGCGAUGAGACCCCUGUCAUUAUGGGUUCUGCCCUGAUGGCCAUGGAAGGCAAGCGACCCGAAAUCGGUGUCGAGAAGAUCGAUGAGCUCCUAAAGGCCGUCGACGAGUGGAUCCCUACCCCCCAGCGUGACCUCGACAAGCCCUUCCUGAUGUCCGUCGAGGACGUCUUCUCCAUUGCCGGACGUGGAACUGUCGCCUCCGGCCGUGUUGAGCGAGGUAUCCUGAAGAGGGAUGCUGAAGUUGAGCUGAUCGGCAAGGGUUCCGAGAUCAUUAAGACCAAGGUUACCGAUAUCGAGACCUUCAAGAAGUCCUGCGAGGAAUCCCGAGCUGGUGACAACUCCGGUCUGCUCCUGCGAGGUAUCCGACGAGAGGAUAUCAAGCGAGGUAUGGUUAUCGUCAAGCCCGGCACCGUCAAGGCCCACACCAAGUUCAUGGUCUCCCUAUACGUCCUGACAAAGGAGGAGGGUGGCCGACACACCCCCUUCGUCGAGAACUACCGACCCCAGAUGUACCUACGAACUGCCGACGAGGCUGUGGCCCUUCACUUCCCCGAGGAUGCUGAGGACAGGUCCAGGGCCGUCAUGCCCGGUGACAACGUCGAGAUGGUUGCUACUCUACACCACCCCAUCGCCAUCGAGGUCGGUCAGCAAGUCAACGUCCGCGAAGGUGGCCGAACCGUCGCAACCGGCAUUAUUACACGAAUCAUUCAAUAA
Messenger RNA from Daldinia childiae, 1341 nucleotides. RefSeq names its product Elongation factor Tu, mitochondrial. Gene Ontology annotation, biological process: mitochondrial translational elongation. Gene Ontology annotation, molecular function: GTPase activity; translation elongation factor activity; GTP binding. Bases 1 to 1341 code for a protein of 446 amino acids. The transcript is spliced from 2 exons. Gene Ontology annotation, cellular component: mitochondrion. Lineage: Eukaryota; Fungi; Ascomycota; Sordariomycetes; Xylariales; Hypoxylaceae. The record is from RefSeq and is a predicted model, not a curated record.